CGUAGGCAGAAAAUUUCAAAUUUUCUAUCGAAAUUUCAAUUAUUUUGAGUCGACACUUUUUGUGAAGAAUAAAAGAAAGUCAUCCCUGUUCGGCCAUUGGAACUUCAAUUCUUCUGCUACUCAGAGUCAGCUGUUCAGACAGCAGACACAGUAGAAGUGGAAAAAUGGCGUCCCUGCUCCAACGCGUAUCUUCCAUCGCGGAAAAAUUGGUGGUACAUUCUCCAAAGAAGAUUCCGACCAGGAACUUGUCAGUUCACGAGUAUGUAUCUAUGUCUCUUCUUCAAGAGGCAGGAGUUCCUGUUCCUAAAUUUGGAGUUGCAAAGACUGCUGCCGAGGCAAAGCAGAUUGCAAAGGAUCUGAAUGUAACUGAUCUGGUGAUUAAAGCUCAGGUCCUGGCUGGAGGUAGAGGAAAGGGACACUUUGCCAAGAGCACUGGAAAGGGUGGUAGUAAGAGCGCUGGUGGUGUCCGUCUACUCUAUUCUCCUGAGGAGAUAGAAGCAGCUGCUGGAGAUAUGAUUGGAGAUUUCCUCAUCACUAAACAGACAGGAGCAGAGGGCAGGAUCUGUAACUCUGUUAUGAUCACAGAGAGGAAGUUCACCAGGAAAGAAUACUACAUCGCCUUCAUGAACGAAAGAACUUUCGGGGGACCAGUUCUAAUUGCAUCUAGCGAGGGAGGAGUUAACAUUGAAGAGAUAGCUGAGAAGAACCCUGAUGCUAUUGUUAAAACACCGAUAGAUAUCACACAGGGACUCUCUCUAGACACUGCCAAGGAUGUUGCUGUACAGCUCGGUAUUAACCCUGCUAAACAGGCUGAGGUAGCACAGACUCUGAUAGAUCUGUACAAUCUGUUCCUCAACAAGGACGCAUCCAUGGUUGAAAUCAAUCCAUUCGCUGAGGAUUCACAAGGGAACUUUGUCUGCCUCGACGCUAAACUCAGGUUCGACGAUAACGCUGAUUACAGGCAGAAGGAGGUGUUCGACCAGAGGGACUGGACCCAGGAGGAUCCUAGAGAGGUGGAGGCAGCAGGGUAUAAUCUAAAUUAUAUUGCUCUAGACGGAGAUAUCGGCUGCAUGGUAAACGGAGCAGGGUUGGCAAUGGCAACUAUGGAUAUUAUUAAACUUCACGGUGGAGCUCCUGCCAACUUCCUUGAUGUAGGAGGUGGAGCUACCAGCCAGCAGGUCAAGGAAGCAUUCAAGAUCAUCACAGGAGAUCCUAAGGUAAACGCCAUCUUGGUCAAUAUAUUUGGCGGUAUUAUGCGUUGUGACGUUAUUGCUGAGGGUAUUAUUGCUGCGGCUCGUGAACUCAACCUGACAACCCCAAUUGUGGUCAGGCUUCAGGGAACUAAUGUUGAUGAGGCAAAGGUAAUGAUCGGAUCCUCAGGACUGAAAAUUCUUCCCAUUGAUAACCUCGACGAGGCAGCCAGGUUGGCUUGCAAACUGUCCAACAUUGUUGCUGUGGCUAGAGAGGCUCACCUCGAUAUUAAAUUUGAAAUUCCUCUUUAAUUUAUUCGAAUUCAACUCUCCAUCUUCCGCACAUAGAACACUAUACAGUUUACAGUUUACACACCACGCUCACAGUUUAUCAGUUUAUCAGAACACAACCAAUAUUCUUCACAACUUAUUAAUAUUUUAAUAUUUCUGAUGACUGUUCAGAUAUUUAGAUCUGAUCUAGUAGUAUAUAAAUGACAAGUUGUUGGUUUUAAAACAGGUUCCUAAUUAAACAUCCCACAAUUGAUGAUGAUCUCAAAUCUCAGGAUAUUAUCCAACCCACGUAGUAAAUAUAUGCUCUUUAAACCAUCUUAAUCAAGAGUUCUGCCGGGGGAACAGGAGAUCGUUAAAGGACAUUUCCCCUGUUCAAACCUGCAAUAUUACCUCGAAUUGAAAAAUUUCGAUUAUUUAUAUGAAAAUAUUUUAUUGUUGACGCUUUUGAUGACGAUACUUAAAUUAUGUGUUAUUAAUUUACCUAAAUGCCUAGUCGCGGUUAUAAAAUGUAUGCUCUGUAGUUUUUAAUAAAAUAUAAAUAACAUUUCUUAAUAA
Eurytemora carolleeae is the source of this 2036-nucleotide messenger RNA. RefSeq names its product succinate--CoA ligase [ADP-forming] subunit beta, mitochondrial (gene ScsbetaA). The record is from RefSeq and is a predicted model, not a curated record. Gene Ontology annotation, cellular component: mitochondrion; succinate-CoA ligase complex. Bases 165 to 1502 code for a protein of 445 amino acids. The transcript has 14 exons. Gene Ontology annotation, molecular function: succinate-CoA ligase (ADP-forming) activity; metal ion binding; ATP binding. Gene Ontology annotation, biological process: succinyl-CoA metabolic process; tricarboxylic acid cycle. NCBI's taxonomy places the organism in Eukaryota, Metazoa, Arthropoda, Copepoda, Calanoida, Temoridae.